Messenger RNA from Cyclopterus lumpus (lumpfish), 4864 nucleotides. Its product is annotated as bone morphogenetic protein receptor type-2-like. NCBI's taxonomy places the organism in Eukaryota, Metazoa, Chordata, Actinopteri, Perciformes, Cyclopteridae. The record is from RefSeq and is a predicted model, not a curated record. Gene Ontology annotation, biological process: protein phosphorylation; BMP signaling pathway; vasculature development. The transcript has 13 exons. Gene Ontology annotation, molecular function: transforming growth factor beta receptor activity; ATP binding. Gene Ontology annotation, cellular component: signaling receptor complex; plasma membrane. Bases 953 to 4129 code for a protein of 1058 amino acids.
CCCCUCCUACUGCCUGUGGAGGGACUGUCCUUCUCCACCCCCAACACACAGCAACCCGAUACCGGAGACGAGCGGUCCAGACAAGCCUGCAAACGAGGCGUUCCCAGCCGCCCUGCCUGUCUGUCUGGCUGCCCAGCGGAGCUCCGAAGCGUCAACGCCAACCGCCGCCGACUGCCUCGGGGAAGAUCAGACAAACAGAUAUCCCUCAUCCCAUCGUCUGCCAGAAUGGGUGUAAUAAUCUCCAUCUAUCGCAAACCAGAGAAGCUCACUGUUGGCGCCGUUGACUUGUGAUUUAUUUUUAUUUUGCCCCCCUCCCCUCAGCUGAGACCGUGAAAUGAGACGGGACGCGGAGAACUAACUGGCUAGCUAUUAGGCUAACAUUGAUAGCAGUCGGCUUGUAGCCUCACCGAGCUACUUGUCUUUUACGCCAAAGUAUUGCCUGUUUUAUCGAACGGGUGGACUAUCUUUUUCUUUUUUAAAAAGCGUACAGCCGAGAAAAAGUCUGUGCUCACAUGAAAGUAGUGGGUUAUUUUUUGUGUGUGAGAUAUUUCGCUUCUUUGACCAAGUUUUUUCCAGCAGACAGACAGUCGUCCCGGGCAGCUAGCAUGUUAGCUAGCAGACAUGGACGUUGUUGGCUGGCUAGUCGCAGACGGCAGAUCCGCCAAACGCGUUAGCUGCUCCGCGCGUCUGUCCGGUCCGUGCGGGAGUCGAUAGCGGGACCAACUUUUAUCGGCAUUGAAUGUUGGUUAUCAAAACGGCGCUUCUUUUUAUCCGCGUGUAACACAUAUAUUCAUGUGUUACACACCUGAGAACUCGGUUCAAGUUAUUGAGCUGACGUGAGGAAAACGGGGCUAAAAUCACACAAUCAGCUGCAACAAGAGGACCAGAAAGAAGUAAAACAAGACUUGGAAGGAGGUCCAACUGAGGGACCACAAGUCGGCUGUACACUAUCAUGGCUUUGGGCCGAAUCACGAUGAAAUCACUCGCUAAAUUUGUUUUUUGCCUGACGAUUCUCCUGACUUCUGUGGCUGCGACGCAGGGCGAGGAGAGGGAGUGCGCCUUCACCGACCAGCAGCAGCAGUGGGAGGUGGAGCGAGUGGCGGGGGGCGAAGGCCGCGUGUCCCCCGAGAACACCACCAUCCGAUGUGCCAAGGGCAGCCGCUGCUUCGGCCUGUGGGAGAAAAGUCCUCCGGGCGAAGUGCGACUGGUCAUACAAGGCUGCUGGACUCACCUGGGCGACCACCAGGGUUGCAGCGACGACCGCUGCGUGGUGACCAACCUCCCACCGCAGAUCCAGAACGGGACGUACCACUUCUGCUGCUGCGGCAGUGACAUGUGCAAUGUCAACUUCACCGAGGACUUCCCACCGCCCAGCCCCACCACGGCACAAUCCCCCUACCCGCGCCCACUGCGCCAAGAAGAGACAAUAAUCAUCGCCCUGGCAACCGUCUCCGUGCUGGCCGUGGUUGCCGUAGCAGCCUUCUUUGGUUACCGCAUGAUGCGCGGAGACGGUAUGCAAGGCCUUCACAACCUGAAUAUGAUGGAGGCCGCCGGCUCCGAGAGCUCUUUGGAUCUAGACAAUCUGAAACUGCUGGAGCUGAUCGGGCGUGGUAGAUAUGGCGCCGUCUACGGCGGCUCUCUGGAUGAGCGGCCCGUGGCCGUGAAGGUGUUCACCGCGGCCAACCGGCAGAACUUCCUCAACGAGUGCUCCAUCUACCGGCUGCCACUGCUGGAGCACGACAACAUCGCCCACUUUGUUGCCGCCGACGAGCGGACGGGCCCAGAGGGUCGCACGGAGUACCUGCUGGUCAUGGACUACUACCCACAUGGCUCUCUGAGUCGCUACCUGGGCGUCCAGACCAGCGACUGGGUCAGCAGCUGCCGGCUCGCUCACUCAGUCACCCGCGGCCUGGCUUACCUGCACACGGAGCUCUUCAAAGGAGACUUGUACAAGCCGGCCGUCUCCCACAGGGACCUGAACAGCCGGAACGUCCUAGUCAAGGCCGACGCCACAUGUGUCAUCAUCGAUUUCGGCCUGUCCAUGAAGCUGACGGGGAACCGGCCGGCGCGCCACGGCGAGGAGGAGAACACCGCAAUUAGUGAGGUGGGGACGAUCCGCUACAUGGCCCCGGAGGUCCUGGAGGGGGCGGUGAACCUGAGGGACUGCGAGUCGGCACUUAAGCAGGUUGACAUGUACUCCCUGGGCCUGAUCUACUGGGAGACCUUCAUGAGAUGCACUGAUCUCUUUCCUGGGGAGUCGGUGCCAGAUUACCAGAUGGCCUUCCAAGCGGAGGCAGGGAACCACCCGACGUUUGAGGACAUGCAGGUCCUGGUGUCCAGGGAGAAGCAGCGGCCCAAGUUCCCCGAGGCCUGGAAAGAGAACAGUUUGGCGGUCCGCUCUCUGAAAGAGACAAUGGAGGACUGUUGGGACCAGGACGCUGAGGCCCGGCUCACGGCACAGUGUGCCGAGGAGCGUCUAGCAGAACUGCUCCUCAUAUGGGACCGGUCCAAGUCGGUCAGCCCUACGCUCAACCCCAUGUCCACCACACUGCACAACGAGAGAAAUCGCAUGACGCCGAAGUCGGGCCCGUACGCAGACCAAACGUCCACUUACAUCGAGGAGCAAGAGGGCGUUGCCAAGAACACGCAGGCCGACACCACCGGCUCCGUGAGUGGCCGGGCCGGGGCUGAGAGGAACAGGAACUCCAUCAAUCAGGAGCGCCAGCAGCAGGCCAACGCCCGCCUGCCCAGCCCAGAGGGCAGCAGCACCAGCACAGGCCUCAGGGGCAGUCCCUCGGCCUCCACCACCACCACCACCAUGAUAUCCGACUCUGAGGGCCCCGUGGGUUUAGCCGCCGUCCCCGUCUGCCUCCACUUGACCCAGGAAGACCUGGAAACCACCAAGCUUGACCCAAAGGAGGUCGACAAGAACCUCAAGGAGAGCUCGGACGAGAACCUGAUGGAGCACUCGCAGAAGCAGUUCUGCUCCCCGGAUCCGCUGAGCCCCGGCAGCUCCAGCCUCCUCUACCCGCUGAUCAAGAUGGCGAGCGAGGCCGCGGGCACGUUGGACCCCGCCACGCCCAUAUCCGCCACCAUCUUCCCCCUGCCCAAGCAGCAGAACUUGCCCAAGAGGCCGUCCAGUCUGCCACUGCGCACCAAGCCCACCAAGAAGGAGUCUUCGUCGUCCUCUCUCAGGUUCAAGUUCGGACGCUCGGGGAAGUCCAACCUGCGGCAGGUGGAGGGGACAAAGAUGAACAUUGGUGCAGUGGCGGGCACAAACGCAGCGGUGGAGGCUCAUCGGGGAGCAGGCACAAACAACACAACCGCUCUGCACGCCAACGGCAGCGUCAAUGGCGCCGUUAACGGUCACGCCGGGGUCUCGACCAUGGUCGCAGGCGGGGGGAUGGGUUUCGUAGGAUCCAGCGUAACUCAGAACGGGUCCGGAGCUCUGCGGUCCGAUGACGGCCGCCUGAGCCUCGGCGUCAUUACGACCAGCCCCGACGAGCACGAGCCGCUCCUGAGCCGCGAGCGCGAGCAGCCCGGCGGGAGGGAGUUGGCGGUGAGCGCCGCGGCCCUCCGCUCAGCCCGGCCCAACACCAACAACAACAACAGCAACACUGGCCACGGCAGGGGGGACGGGGAGAGCGGGGGAGAGAGCGACGGCGGGGAGGAGGAGAGCGGAGAGGGAGGGAGCAGGGAGACCGGAGGGCCCCCGGGAGAGAGCUCGGGGGCCGGUGUCGCUGCCCCCCAGCGGGAGGCUCCGGUCACCAUGAGAGGGGAGGCCCUGCUCCGGCAGCCCAGAGCCCGCCGGCCUGAGAGACCCAAUUCCCUGGACCUGUCCUUCACGACGCAGGACCUGACCUCACUAGGGGAGGGCUUGGUGCAGCCAGACGGAGCCCCGGGGCCCGGCGGCGACAAGAUCAAGAAGCGCGUCAAAACACCUUAUUCCCUGAAGAAGUGGCGGCCCACCACGUGGGUCAUUUCCACGGACGCUAGGGGCCCCGAGGUCAACAACAACAACGGAUCGUCCCGCGGUCCGGCUCACAGCCAGAGCCGGCCUAAGUCCAGUUCGGCCAUCUACUUGCGGGGGGGCAGCUUGGCUAGCGGGCCCGGCGACACGCAUGUGUGAAAUGCAGGCUUCUCUGACAAGACUGGGUAAAACAACAACACCAAGCAGAGCGUGUGGUUUUUGCCUGCUGAGCUCCCUGCUCUCAAUCAGCAAGAGGAAGUGUCUCUGAACAAACAGCCUGAUGGUGUACAGUAAUUAGGUCUUACUGCUGUGUGUCUUUCUGAUGCUUUCAAUGGAAUCCAGCUAUGCAGCAUUCUCAUCCGCUUCUGUUUACGCCUUUUAUUAAUCUCCCUUUUUGUCGUUUUGUUUUUGUCUGGUUUUUAACCACGUUUCGUCCCUUUUGAUCUCUUUCUUUUCCUUGUGCACUUUGAACCGAUUAAAAUCAGUGUUUAGAAAGUCCUGUCUGUUGCGACCGCAGCAAGAAGUGGUCUCUAAACUCUUUUUUAAAAAAAAAAAAAAUAAUAAUAAUUUUUAAAAAGGCGAAGAUAAACAAUCACCAGUGUGAGGUUAAAAAACGAGCGGGCUGUCUUAAAAGACAGAACAACCUGCUCUAGUUUCCCCCUUUUGUGUUCCCUUGAUUACAUUUUUAUUUUUGCCUGCGUAUUGAUUUCUGUAUUAUAACUUUUUAAUUGUGCAAUAGGAUUUCGGUUUUAGAACGCUUUCAAUGUUUGUUUUUUAUCGCUUUCCAUUACUUUGGUUUAUUGCUUCAAUCCCGUCUUUAUUUUUUUAUAUGUUAAUCUCUGUUGCACUUAUGAAUUGCCACAAUCGUUUUGUAAACAAUCCCCCCCCCCCUGA